AUGAAAGCAUUGAUACUUGUUGGUGGAUUUGGUACUCGUUUGAGACCACUCACAUUGUCUGUUCCAAAGCCAAUCGUCGAGUUUGCAAACAAGGCAAUGAUCCUACACCAGAUCGAAGCACUAUGCAAGAUUGGCGUCAAUGAAGUUGUCCUAGCAGUCAACUACAGACCUCAACUAAUGUCUGCAUAUCUUGAGCCUUAUGCACAAAAGCUUGGUAUCAAGAUAUCAUACUCACAUGAGACUACACCGUUGGGAACUGCUGGACCUUUGGCAUUGGCCCGUGAGUUACUUAAUGAUGGUCAACCAUUCUUUGUGUUGAAUAGUGAUAUAAUAUGUGACUUCCCAUUCGCUGACUUGUUGGCUUAUCACAAGGCACAUGGUAAGGAGGGAACUAUCAUGGUGACCAAAGUGGAGGAGCCCUCCAAAUAUGGAGUGGUCGUGUACAAAGAGGAAGAUGGAAGCAUUCAACGCUUCGUCGAGAAGCCACAACAAUACGUUGGUAACAAGAUCAAUGCUGGUAUAUACAUAUUCAACUCAUCAAUCCUUGAUAGAAUCCAACCCAAACCUACAUCGAUUGAGAAGGAGAUAUUCCCAAAGAUGGCAGAGGAUGGACAAUUGUACUGCAUGCCAUUGGAGGGCUUCUGGAUGGACGUGGGUCAACCAAAGGACUUCUUGCUUGGUAUGGGAUUGUAUUUGAACUCACUCAAACAAAAGACACCAGAGGUGUUGUCAUCAGGCCAGGGCAUCAUCAGUCCAGUGUUGAUCGAUCCAACGGCAACCAUUAAGCCCGGUUGUCUAAUUGGACCAAAUGUUACUAUUGGACCACAUUGCACUGUAGAGGAGGGUGCACGACUUAUCAACACUACCGUGCUGGCUGGUGCAACUAUUGGCAAGAACAGUUGGGUCAAGUCAUCGAUCAUUGGAUGGGAGUCGACCAUUGGCAGCUGGGUACGAAUGGAGAAUAACUCUGUACUUGGCAAGGAUGUACACAUUGCCGACGAACUCUAUGUCAAUGGUGGCAAGAUACUUCCGCACAAGUCAAUCACAUCAUCCAUCGAGACACCAGAGAUUGUCAUGUAG
Acytostelium subglobosum LB1 is the source of this 1080-nucleotide messenger RNA. RefSeq lists its product as hypothetical. Lineage: Eukaryota; Evosea; Eumycetozoa; Acytosteliales; Acytosteliaceae. The record is from RefSeq and is a predicted model, not a curated record. The transcript has 3 exons. Bases 1 to 1080 code for a protein of 359 amino acids. Gene Ontology annotation, cellular component: cytoplasm. Gene Ontology annotation, molecular function: mannose-1-phosphate guanylyltransferase (GTP) activity; GTP binding. Gene Ontology annotation, biological process: cell wall mannoprotein biosynthetic process; GDP-mannose biosynthetic process.